This is a messenger RNA of Rubroshorea leprosula, 5587 nucleotides long. NCBI's taxonomy places the organism in Eukaryota, Viridiplantae, Streptophyta, Magnoliopsida, Malvales, Dipterocarpaceae. The record is from the annotation of a GenBank genome assembly.
AUGCUUCUCAGCAAGAUUAAAUGAUGUGGCUUGGCUAUGGCAUUUUUGCUAUGGUCACUUGAAUUUUGGAGGCUUAAAGACACUUCAGUAGAGAACAAUGGUCACUGGGCUUCCAGAGUUUACUAGUCUUUCUGAUGUUUGUGAAGGAUGUGUGAUUUGGCCAGGGAGUAAAAAUGGUUCUAGUAAGUGUAUUUUUGUAGAUUUUGAUGGUGGUGAUGAUGAAGAAAAACAACAAUCAAUUGAGAAUGUGCAGCAGCAACUUGAUAUGGAUGAGCAACAAUUAGCAUCCACUUCAAAUGCUCUAAAAGAUGCUCAAUCUCCAGCAGAAGCCAAAGAGGAUGAACAGAGGUCACAACGGGUUAGAAAGAGACCAUCAUGGAUGACUGAUUAUGAGGUAACUGGAAUAGACCAUUCUGAGGACACACUUACUCAUUUUUCUCUAUUUUUCGAUUGUUAUCCUAUAGUUUUCGAAGAGGUUGCCAAAGAAUCCAAAUGGCAAAAGGCAAUGGAUGAAGAAAUUGCAGCCAUUGAAAGAAACAAUACUUGGGAGUUAACUGAACUUCCAAAAGGGAAGAAGGGUAUUGGAGUAAAAUGGGUCUACAAGACAAAUUUGAAGGAGAAUGGUGAGAUUGAAAAAUACAAAGCCCACCUAGUUACCAAAGGUUACAAGCAAGAAUUUGGUAUUGAUUAUAAAGAAGUUUAUGCACCGGUUGCAAGGCAUGAUAUGAUUCACUUGGUAAUUGCUUUGGCAGCACAGAAUUCAUGGCCACUCUAUCAACUGGAUCUUAAAUCAACCUUCUUGCAUGGAGACUUGGAUGAGGAGGUAUUUAUUCAUCAACCCCCUGGUUAUAUUAAGGUUGGAAAUGAGCAUAAAGUGUAUAAAUUAAAAAGGGCAUUAUAUGGACUAAAACAAGCCCCACAAGCUUGGUAUAGUCGUAUUGAAUCUUAUUUUCUAAAGAAAGGUUUUGAAAAAUGUCCUUAUGAACAUACACUUUUCAUAAAAUCAGAAGGUGGGAAGAUGCUUAUUGUCUGCUUGUAUGUAGAUGACUUAAUCUACACUGGAAAUGAUAUGGUUAUGUUUGAUAAGUUUAAGAAGUCUAUGAUGGCUGAAUUUGAGAUGUCAGAUCUUGGAUUGAUGCAUUAUUAUCUUGGCAUAGAGGUGAAGCAAUCUGAUGCAAGUAUUUUUAUUUCUCAAAAGAAGUAUGUUCAAGACAUCUUAGACAGGUUUCGAAUGAAGAAUAGUAAUCCUGUCAGCACACCAAUUGAACCAAGUUUGAAGCUUGUCAGGAAUCCUAGGGGGAAGGAAAUUAACAGCACUUUGUGCAAACAAAUUGUGGGAACCUUGAUGUAUUUGACUGCAACAAGGCCAGAUAUCAUGCAUGCUGUAAGUCUUAUCAAUAGAUACAUGGAUUGUCUAAAAGAAGUUCAUCUUGUGGCAGCAAAAAGAAUUCUUAGGUACUUACAAGGUACAGUUGAGUAUGGCUUGUUCUAUAAAAAUGGAGAAAAGUCAGAGUUGUUUAGGUUCACAAAUAGUGAUUUUGCAAGAGAUCUUGAUGAUAGAAAGAGUACAUCUAGUUAUGUUUUCAUCAUGGGAACAACAGCAAUUUCAUGGACAUCUAGGAAGCAAUCAAUUGUGACUCUUUCAACUACUGAAGCUGAAUUUGUUGCAGCAACAACAUGUGCUUGUCAAGCAAUUUGCUUGAGGAAAGUUCUUGAAGAAUUGCAGUCAAACAAGAAGGGCAGCUAUACUAGAAAACACGCAAGACAAAGAUCAGAGAUCACCGCACCUCAGCUGCGGGACUCAGAGUUUAUCGCACCUCAGCAUCUAGCCGAAAGUGCGCACUAUGUCACCAUUAUUGGAUUGAUUGAGCCACGUGGGUGCGGACAAGCCACGACCAUUUGGAGAAGGAUCAACUCGAAGCGGAAACUCAAGGAUAUUCAGCAACUACAUUGGCAUCGUCUGUGGGAAAAUGAACAAAAGUCAUCACUAGAAGUUAAGAUGGUACACACACGAACAACCCAGCGCGGGAGUCCUCCCCAAGGCCAAGGAAGAGGCCAGCCCCCAAGUGUCAACCUCGUGUCACAGAAUGUACCGAUUGCAGCCGCCCAACAUCAGCAGGUGGAAGGAGUUGAGGAACAUAAUCCACAAUAUCCCAACGCCGUAGCAAGCGACCCUGCUCAAAACGCCUCAAACGCGCUCAUGUGCAAGAUGUUUCCCUCCACAUUGCGCGGCAAUGCUCGGACCUGGUAUCACACCCUGCGUCCGAACUCGAUUAAUGCAUAUGCCGAGCUGGCCACCUCCUUUGCCACCAAAUUCUCAAGCAGAAGGUUGAUUAAAAAGACGACACCCAAGCUCAUGCGGAUAACACAAAGAGAUGGCGAAUCCUUGAAGAACUACAUGAACAGGUUCAAUGACGCCAUGUUGGAGGUCAAUGCCUUCGACGAAGCAGUGGGAAUAACCGCCGUGAUACAAGGCCUCAACCAUGAUCGGUUUCGAGAUAACUUGAUCAAGCACACCCCGACCACUUUUGACGAGGUCAAUCAGAGAUCCCUUAAGUUCAUUAAGGUCGAGGAGCCCAUCUACGGGUUCAAUAACCAGCCGGUACCGGUGGAAGGAGUGUUGCGGCUCAACGUGGCGUUUGGUUCCGGACGGAUGUAUGUAACACCCUCAGUCAGAUUCCUGAUCGGCACGAAGCUGACUCCCAUAGAAAAACAAGAGCUCGUGGGCUUCCUAAAAGCAAACAAGGAUGUGUUUGCAUGGACCUCGGCUGACAUGCCUGGAAUCCCAACUUCGGUGGCAGUACACAAACUCAGCAUUAGUCCUUUGAGGAAGCUAGUGGCACAGAAGAGACGGCUUUUCGGGGGGGAAAGACUCACAGCUAGUAAGGAGGAAGUGAAGAAGCUCUUGCAAGCAGGGUUCAUCAGGAGAGUAGAUUACUGCGAAUGGAUUGCCAACCCUGUCAUGGUAAAGAAGUCAAACGGCAAGUGGCGCAUGUGCAUCGAUUAUACCAACCUCAACGAUGCCUGCCCUGAAGACUGUCAUCCCAUGCUUAGCAUAGAUAAGCUGGUAGAGGCCGCCUCAGGGAAUGAGAGGCUAAGCCUCUUGUAUGCCUACUCGGGAUAUCACCAAGUCCGCAUGGCACCCGAGGACGAGGUGAAAACCUCAUUUUAUGCCGGAGAUGAAAUAUACUGCUAUGUGAUGAUGCCAUUUGGGCUCAAAAAUGCAGGAGCAACAUACCAGAAAAUUGUCACAAUCGUGUUUCGGGCUCAAAUUGGCAGAAACCUAGAGGUCUAUGUAGAUGAUAUUGUUGUCAAAAGUUCUCGAGCAGAAGACCACUUAACUGACUUGACUGAGACGUUUAACAACCUUAGAAGUUGUAGCAUGAAGUUGAAUCCAGCAAAGUGCACUUUCGGCGUUGAAUUAGGCAAGUUUCUGGGUUUCAUGGUUUCCAGAAGGGGGAUAGAGGUCAACCCUGAGAAGAUAAAAGCAAUAGAAGAAAUGAAAUCGCCGAGGUCAACCAAGGACGUGCAACGCCUGGUAGGGAGAAUAGCAGCACUGCACAGAUUUAUCUCUAAAUCAACAGAUAAGUGUUUGCCUUUCUUUAAGGUCUUGAGAACUGCAGCUCAGAAGGAUGAAACGGGAAAACCCCAGAAGGAAAUGGGGAAACAACAGCAACUAGUAUACUAUGCUAGUAAGGUGCUGCAGGGAGCUGAGCAGAGGUACCCAAUAGUAGAGAAAGCAGCCCUAGCAGUUGUUAAACCAGAAUGCUUCGGGAGACUCAUUAAAUGGGCAGUAGAGCUGAGAGAGUUUCAGAUAGCAUUCCAGCAAAGGUCGGCAAUCCGAGCUCAAGCUUUGGUAGAUUUCGUGGUCGAAUACACUUCUAAUCAGGUGGAACCGAAUUCUGAGGUGGAAACAUGGACCCUGUAUGUCGAUGGAUCAUCUAAUAGCAAGGGUUCAGGAGCUGGAGCAGUAUUAACUGGACCUGACAGCUUCUGGAGUAGACACGCUUUGAAGUUCAACUUCGAGGCCACAAACAACGUGGCCGAGUACAGAGCCCUCCUCCUGGGAAUGCGUUUGGCGGCCGAGCUCAAAGUCAAACGCCUGCAGAUUUACAGUGACUCACAGCUGGUAGUUAACCAAAUCAAUUCUAUGUGCGAAGUCAUUGAUCCCAUCCUGGCAAAGUAUGUGGCCGCAGUUUCUGAGCUGAAAAACCGUUUUGAGAAAUUCCAGCUUACAAAGAUUCCUAGAGCAGAAAAUGAGCAUGCAGAUUCUUUGUUGAAGUUAGCAUCUGAGAACUCCAGGGAAGCAAAGUCUAUGUACAUCGAGAUACUGAAUGAACCAAGCUUCCAGACGUCGGGGGUGAUGGAGAUCAGCACUGACCCAGAUGCUCUGAGUUGGACAGACCCCAUUCGGGAGUACCUCCUCAAUGGUACCGUCCCGGGGGACAAACAGGAAGAGAUGAAGUUGCGAAGAAAAGCCUCUCGGUACACCCUGGUUGGCGAUAUUCUGUACAAGAGGUCCUACUCGUUACCUCUUCUCAAAUGCUUGACACCAUAUGAAGCAGAGUAUGCACUAAGAGAAGUACACGAGGGGGUAUGUGGAAGUCACGUGGGAGCCCGGACUCUGGCACAUAAGCCAACCGAAGAACUCACCAGCAUGAUUGCACCCUGGCCUUUUUCUCAAUGGGGAAUAGACCUCCUGGGCCCCUUUGUCAAAGCAAUAGGAGGAGCAACGCAUUUAGUGGUUGUUGUUGAUUACUUCACCAAGUGGGUAGAAGCCAAACCUCUCUCUUGUCUAACUUCGAGAAGAAUUGAGGAUUUCCUCUUCAGCUCAGUCAUCUGUAGAUAUGGGAUACCAAACCAGAUUAUUGCUGACAACGGCCCCCAGUUCAAUUGUAACUCCUUCAGGGACUUCUGCUCCAGCUAUGGGAUUAAGUUGGUGUUCACUUCCGUCUAUCAUCCUGAGGCCAAUGGAAUGGUUGAAUCAGUCAACAAAGCCAUCUUGGAAGGAAUCAAGCCAAGGUUAGAUCAGCUGAAAACAAAGUGGGUAGAUGAACUCAACAACGUCCUGUGGGCCUACCGGACAACAAGCCGAACUGCCACAGGCGAAACGCCCUACCACUUAGCCUUCGGCACAGAGGCAGUCAUUCCUGUCAAAAUUGGUGUCCCAAGCCUAAGGAUCAAUUGCUUCGAACCAGUUCAAAAUGAACGUCUACUAAGGGAAAACCUUGAUUUCCUAGACGAAGUCCGAGAGCAAUCCCGACUUCGGACUCUAGCAUACAAACAAAGAAUAGCCAACCUUUACAAUAAACGGGUCCGACCUCGAAACUUCAAAGUCGGUGACCUCGUCCUCAGAAAAGUUGGGCUCACAGGGUUCGAGACCUGAUAUGGCAAGCUAGCACCAAACUGGGAAGGCCCUUACAUUGUAACUGAGGUCUUGCACCCCGGAGCAUACAUUCUUUAAGAUGCCGAGGGCAAAAGGGUGCCUAGAGUUUGGAACGUCAACAAUCUUAAAAAAUUUCACCCUUGAAGGUUCCUUUCUUUGUUUUGUGUUAGGCAUCUUUUUAAAUAACAUUCCAAUACAAUU